Molecule: messenger RNA, 1561 nt
Organism: Sardina pilchardus (European sardine)
Lineage: Eukaryota; Metazoa; Chordata; Actinopteri; Clupeiformes; Clupeidae
Gene: marcksa
Product: myristoylated alanine-rich protein kinase C substrate a
Exons: 2
Coding region: 285-1115 (276 amino acids)
Biological process (GO): actin filament organization; central nervous system development
Cellular component (GO): cytoplasm; actin filament bundle; plasma membrane
Molecular function (GO): actin filament binding; calmodulin binding
Source: RefSeq, a predicted model, not a curated record
ACUUGGGCGUUGGACUCCGCAUCUUAUUAGCAACAAGGGAAAUUUCUCCAUUUUCCACCCUGUCUAGAGCGACACAGCCACAAAUCUGGGAUUUUUUUAUUACUUCUCUUCACUUGGCAGUUUUUUCUGCGUUUUACCCAAUUUGUUGACUGAGACUGGACUUCGAUUACUCUUAGAGUGAACUUUCCAAAGGGGAGCAUCUGCGAAGAGCGUGCAAAUAAGAAAGGGGCUUGUGGUCUUUGUUCGUUUUUGGAUCGGUUGAGUUUCUUUGUUGGAGCGAAAGCAUGGGAGCGCAAUUCUCCAAGACCGCUGCAAAAGGCGAAACCGUGGCAGAAAAGCCAGGAGAGGCUGCUGCUUCACCUACCAAGACUAAUGGACAGGAAAAUGGGCACGUGAAAGUGAACGGGGACGCGUCCCCUGCUGCUGCAGAGGCGGGUAAGGAGGAGGUGCAGGCCAAUGGCAGUGCCACCGCCGAGGAGGCGCCCAAGCAGGAGGCCGAGAAGGCUGAGGCUGCUGCACCUGCAGAGAAGGAGGCCGCCGAGGGCGAGAAGGAGAACGCAGAGGCCGCCGCUCCGGCCGCCGAGGGCGAGGCUGCCGCCAAGGCCGAGGACGGCGCCACGCCUUCCACCAGCAACGAGACGCCCAAGAAGAAGAAGAAGCGAUUCUCUUUCAAGAAGUCCUUCAAGCUCAGCGGCUUCUCCUUCAAGAAGACCAAGAAGGAGACCGGCGAGGGCGAGGGCGAGGAGGCCGCCGCGUCCACGGAGGAGGCCAAGGCCGAGGGAGCCGAGGCCACGGAGGCAGCCGCCGCCGAGGAGGCCAAGCCCGCCGGAGAGGAGGCCGCUCCCGCCGCCGCCGCAGAGGAGACCAAGGAGCCCGCCGCAGCCGCCGCCAGCCCGGUGGAGGCCAAACCCGAGGAGACGGCAGAGAAGUCGGCCGAGGAGGCCAAGGCGGCCACUCCCGCGGAGGAGCCCAAGGCGGAGGAGAAGCCAGCGGAGCCUGCAGCAGAGGCCAAGUCCCCCGAGCAGGAGGCCCCCAAAGCAGAGGAGCCCGCACCUGCGACACAGGAGCCCGCAGCCUCCAGUCCAGAGGCCCCCGCCGCCGAGGCCCAAGAGUAGGGCCCCCAGCACCAAGCAGAACGGAAGAAAUAACACCAGAAAAAGGAGAAAAAAAGAUAAUCAAAGAACAUUUUUCCCUGUUUGUAUGUUGGAGUGGUGCCAGUUCCUGGCUCUGGAGAACUUGUCUACAACCAGGGAUAUUUUAAAGCUUUUCUUUUUUUUUCUCUCCUCCCUCCCCCUUCUCCACAAAACCCAUCUCAGCCCAUUGUUACUACCAUUCCAGCGGGCAGAGCGAGGUGGGUGGCUUAGAUGAGUAAUACAGAAGAAAUCACAUCCACACUCUGACAUAUAUUUUUUUGCAUCAGUAUUAAAUGUUUUUGUUUGCCUUUUUUUUGUUUUUGCAUUUUUAUACAAAAUGUAUACUUGUCAAAAAUGUAUGGACAUGCCCAUGGUAUGAAGGAGAACUGGGGUCAAAGUUGAGAUGUACAUGAAGGGUGCCUGGGGGA